Messenger RNA from Neoarius graeffei (lesser salmon catfish), 2236 nucleotides. It is a transcript of the gene sh3bp5a, whose product is annotated as SH3-domain binding protein 5a (BTK-associated). The record is from RefSeq and is a predicted model, not a curated record. Gene Ontology annotation, molecular function: protein kinase inhibitor activity. The transcript is spliced from 9 exons. Bases 280 to 1617 code for a protein of 445 amino acids. NCBI's taxonomy places the organism in Eukaryota, Metazoa, Chordata, Actinopteri, Siluriformes, Ariidae. Gene Ontology annotation, biological process: negative regulation of protein tyrosine kinase activity; intracellular signal transduction. Gene Ontology annotation, cellular component: cytoplasm.
ACAGGCGUGCGAGCUCAUUUCCUCCUGCAGCCCGGUGUGUGAGGAUGCGCGGUGAGACCGGGGACCGGAGCUGCGGGGCGGUGCUGAGCGGAGCGGUGAGACCGGGGAGGCAGCAGCAGCAGCUCCGGACGGGGUUAAAGCAGAGCAGCUGAGGGAAGCGGAGGACACAAUUCAAGGAGUUGCUUUGUUCUCUGAAGAACGAAACCGUUACAUACCGGUGUGUGUGUGUGUGUGUGUGUGUGUGUGUGUGUGUGUGUGUGUGUGUGAGAGAGCGUGGACAUGGAUAACACAGAGAAGGGGAAUAAAUCUGAUGACGAUCUGGAGUCUCCAGAGGACGAAGAAGUUGAUCCAAGGAUUCAGGGAGAGCUGGAGAAACUGAAUCAAUCGACAGACGACAUUAACCGAUGGGAGACAGAGCUGGAGGACUCCAGGCAGAGGUUUCGCGCUGUCCUGGUGGAGGCCACGGUAAAGCUAGAUGAACAGGUCAAGAAGAUCGGCAAACCCGUGGAGGAGUCCAAGCCGUACUGGGAGGCCCGGAGAGUUGCUCGACAGGCUCAGGUGGAAGCUCAGAGGGCCACACAGGAGUUCCAGCGAGCUAUAGAGAUCCUGCGAGCGGCGAAAGAAACCAUCGCUCUGGCUGAGGAGAGACUCCUGGAGGAGGACAGUCGGCAGUUUGACUCGGCCUGGCAGGAGAUGCUCAACCACGCCACCCAGAGGGUGAUGGAGGCGGAGCAGAGCAGGACGCACAGCGAACUGGAGCACAGAGAGACGGCGGCUAAAUACAACGCAGCCAUCAGCCACAUGAGACAACUGGAGAAGAAACUCAAACGGACCAUCAACAAGUCACGGCCAUAUUUUGAAUUGAAGUCCAAAUAUUAUCUACAACUCGAGCAACUGAAGAGGAAAGUGGACGAGUGCCAGGCUAAACUGUCCCAGGCCAAAGCGGAGUACAGGACGGCCUUGCGCAACCUGGAGACCAUCUCGGACGAGAUCCACGCUCGCAGACGUCUCGCAGCCAUCGGGCCCCGCAGCUGUGGAGUUGGGGCCGAGAAAGACGUAAGCGCUGCUGAUGACAUCAGCAACUUCAAAAUGGAGUCAGACGGCAUAUCCAUGAUAUCCGAGACCUUUGAAGAGGAAACGUGUAAUGGUUCUGCCUCAGAUGAAGAUCCAGAAACCCAGUCCACCUGCAUCAUGAGCUCCAACUCGGCCCCUGUGGAUGUUCCCUGUCUAUUUGUCCCCUCCUGCUCAUCUCCAUACCCUCUCUCGUCUUCCUGUCCUUUCUCGUCCUGCUCCUCUCUUCCCUCGUUCUCUCCCUGCCCUAAAGGUAUGGAGCUGCCCAGCCCGGGCUCCCUGGAGGGCUUCGACCGUGUCUCGCCUGUUCUGGGACCUCGCAGUGAGUGCAGCGGUGCUUCAUCACCCGAGUGUGAGCAGGAACGAGGGGAAAGAGCAGAAGGUGCUGAGAAAAAACCAGAAAACACUACACGGGCUAACGGUCGGAAGAGCACUACUUUGGAUGAGGCUGUGAGACGUCUGUCUCUGCAGCACACAGAAAAGAGCGAGACGGACACGGAGGCGUUUAGUGCUGCUGCCCCUCUGCUGCUUCUCAACUCUGUUUAAACUGAAGGAAGGACCUGAUCGGAUCUGUUCAAGCUCCUGAGUUGUUGUGCAAACGCAUCAUGUGUCAAAGGAUCCUUUGUGUCCAGCCCUCCCACCUUCUUACAGACUGACAGAGACUCAGUUCUCACUGAGGAAGAGAAGGGGAACGGUUUAAACAAGGAAGCCCAAGACAGAUGAAUAAACGUGUAUGCAAACAUUCGCAUAGAAGUGUUCUGGCAUCCUUGGUCACAAAACAAAUGGCCACGUCUUCCUGAUCUGUGCAUCACGUUGCCAGACUGACUGUGUUACUCCUGUGUGUUGACCGUCGCAGUGUUAGUGUGUAUAAUGUGUGUCGGCUGUGUUGAAUAGUAGUAUGUACUUUUCUCUGCAGCUAUACUCUCUCUAUAUUUAAUCCUACAUGUUAGUACAGAACUACAACCUAAAGUAGCAAAGAAAUUUAUAUUUAUAUUCAGUCGUCUUGUUACCUUUGACCAAUGUGUUGGUGUGGCACAGUAAUGUAUAACUACGUAAUAAACAUAAGCUCAUGGCAUACACCAUGCUAAGUGUUCAGCAUCUCCAAACACACACACACACACUGCAACUACUGAUGGUUUUUAAUUAAAAUCACCCAUGUCUAAUA